This is a messenger RNA of Cajanus cajan (pigeon pea), 2050 nucleotides long. RefSeq names its product protein NRT1/ PTR FAMILY 4.5. Lineage: Eukaryota; Viridiplantae; Streptophyta; Magnoliopsida; Fabales; Fabaceae. Gene Ontology annotation, biological process: transmembrane transport. Gene Ontology annotation, cellular component: membrane. The record is from RefSeq and is a predicted model, not a curated record. Gene Ontology annotation, molecular function: transmembrane transporter activity.
AAAACGUGACAAAAUAUUAUUUUUCUAAUGCCAAGUUGACAUUGGAUUUGCUUAUGGCUUACUUCAAUUGCAACUUGGUUUCUAUAUAAAUUCAUGACGAAUGAACUGCUAAUUCCUAAAGAAGCGGCACGUUCUGUCCUUCGGAUCAAAGAAGACGCUAACAAUGGGAAUCUGCAGAGAUAUGAUUACACGACCAAGGGUUCAAAGAAGGAUAGGAGGAAACAGAGCUGCACUUUUUGUAUAUGCCAUGGAAGGGCUGGAGAACAUGGCUUUUGUUGCCAAUGCUGUGAGCCUAGUAACUUACUUCUAUGGGUACAUGAACUUCAGCUUAACAAAAUCUGCCACAACACUCACCAACUUUAUGGGAACUGCAUUUUUACUAUCUCUGGUUGGUGGAAUAAUCAGUGAUACCUUCCUCUCUAGGUUCAAGACCUGUGUUCUGUUUGCAUGCAUGGAAUUGCUGGGAUAUGGUAUCCUCACAAUUCAAGCAUGGUUCCACCAAUUAAGACCCAUACCCUGCAAAGAUGUGGCACCAACCCAGAUGAGUCAAUGUGAGGCUGCCACGGAUGGCCAGGCUGCAAUACUUUACACUGGCCUAUACCUUGUUGCCUUAGGAACCGGUGGUAUUAAGGCAGCUUUACCAGCCUUAGGGGCUGACCAGUUUGAUGAUAAAGAUCCCAAGGAGGCAGCUCAACUCUCUAGCUUUUUCAACUGGUUCUUGUUCAGCCUUACCAUUGGAGCAAUAGUUGGUGUUACUUUCAUUGUUUGGAUUGGUGCCAACCUAGGAUGGGAUUGGAGCUUUAUUGUAUGCACUGCAACAAUUUUAUUUGCAAUUCUCUUCAUAUGCAUGGGCAAAUCAUUAUACCGAAACAAUGUCCCAAAGGGAAGCCCUCUAAUUCGAAUCAUACAGGUGUUUGUGGCAGCUUUCAGAAACAGAAAACUUCAGGUUCCAGAUAACACAGACGAACUACAUGAGACUCAUGAAAAGCAAAGAGGGGACGAUUAUGAAAUCCUUAAAAAGACAGAUCAAUUCAGAUUUUUGGACCGAGCAGCAAUUGGUAGAAGCAGCACAGGUGCAGCAAAUGGACCCUGGAGACUGUGCACAGUAACACAAGUGGAAGAAACGAAAAUCCUAAUCCGCAUGCUACCAAUAAUAUUUAGCACCAUAUUCAUGAACACAUGUUUGGCUCAACUUCAGACUUUCACCAUACAACAAAGCACCACAAUGAACACCAAAAUCGGGGGGUUUAAAGUGCCAGGACCCUCUCUCCCGGUCAUCCCUUUGUUGUUCAUGUUUGUCCUAAUCCCUUUAUAUGACCGUUUCUUCGUGCCACUUGCUCGAAGAAUCACGGGGAUUCCCACAGGAAUUCGACACCUUCAGAGGAUUGGAAUUGGAUUGGUAAUGUCUGCUGUUUCCAUGGCAGUGGCUGGUUUUGUGGAAACAUGGCGCAAGAAUGUGGCCAUCCAACACAACAUGGUGGAUAGCACAGAGCCUUUGCCAAUAAGUGUGUUCUGGCUGGGUUUCCAAUAUGGUAUUUUUGGAGCUGCAGACAUGUUUACCCUCAUUGGACUUUUGGAGUUUUUCUAUGCGGAAAGUUCAGCUGGAAUGAAGUCACUAGGCACAGCGAUCUCGUGGUGUUCCGUGGCAUUCGGUUACUAUACAAGCACGGUGGUGGUUGAGGUGGUCAACAAAGUGAGUGGAGGCUGGCUGGCUAGUAACAACUUGAAUAGAGACAAGCUCAACUACUUCUACUGGAUGUUGUCAGUGAUCAGCGUUGUAAACUUUGGAUUUUACUUGCUUUGUGCUUCUUGGUAUAGGUACAAAACGGUGGAAGAUGAGCAACAUGAUUCAAAAGAUAACGUUGACAUCGCCAAGGUUUAGAUUAUUAGGUCUGCAAGACGUUCGGUGUAAUUUUUAUUUUGCACUUCCAGUAUCUGCUAUAAAUAUUAGGUCUGUUAGAAAAACCUACAUAAAUAUCUGCUGCUAAACAACCAAUGUGAAUUAAACUAUGCUUGGAUAUAAAUAUAAUGCCAUAUUUGUUUCUGAUAA